This is a messenger RNA of Peromyscus eremicus (cactus mouse), 1403 nucleotides long. It is a transcript of the gene Rnf170, whose product is annotated as ring finger protein 170. The transcript has 8 exons. Lineage: Eukaryota; Metazoa; Chordata; Mammalia; Rodentia; Cricetidae. The coding region runs from base 379 to 1152 and encodes 257 amino acids. Gene Ontology annotation, molecular function: ubiquitin protein ligase activity. The record is from RefSeq and is a predicted model, not a curated record.
CGCCCGAGCCGGCCCCGAGGCACAGGGCGAAGGUGGAGCGGCUGACGUGGGCGCGUCUCGGUGGCGGUGGGCGGGCUCGGCCCGGCCGAGGAGAGCCAGCCGCUCCUCCUUUGGAGCCCCCUCUCCCACAAAACUUUCCUUGGAAGUGAGGGAGGGUGGACGCCAGUUCACCAGUGCGUAAGGACCCCCCCGACUGUCCCUAAGGCCUGUUUCUCGUCGUGUUGGGAAUCGGCUCCACUGAGGGCGUCUCAGAACAAUGCUCUAAUAAACAUUCUUCUACCUGGACCUUGAUGCAAAGGUAUUGGCGUUUUCAAGACACCAAGACACAAGAUACAUGCUUUGGAGUCGUAGGAGAAUUGUGGAUUCAAAAGACCUGUAAUGGCCAAAUACUACAGUGAAGUUCCAAGUCUGCAACAAGAUGACUCAGUUAUAGAAGGAGUAAGUGACCAAGUACUUGUGGCAGUGGUGGUCAGUUUUACUUUGAUUGCUACUCUCCUGUGUGCACUUUUCAGAAAUGUACAGCACAACAUUCAUCCAGAAAACCAAGAACUAGUCAGGGUGCUUCGAGAGCAACUUCAAACAGAACAGGAUGUCCCUGCUCCUGCUCGACAGCAGUUCUACACUGAAAUGUACUGUCCAAUCUGCUUACAUCAGGCCUCCUUUCCUGUUGAAACAAACUGUGGACAUCUUUUUUGUGGUUCCUGCAUAAUUGCAUACUGGCGAUAUGGGUCCUGGCUUGGUGCAAUCAGUUGUCCAAUCUGUAGACAAACGGUAACUCUACUCCUAACAGUAUUUGGUGAAGAUGAUCAAUCUCAGGAUGUUGUAAGAUUGCGUCAAGAUGUUAAUGAUUAUAACCGGAGAUUCUCAGGGCAGCCUAGAUCUAUUAUGGAAAGAAUCAUGGAUCUCCCCACCUUGCUGAGACAUGCAUUCAGGGAAGUGUUUUCAGUUGGGGGUCUCUUCUGGAUGUUCCGAAUUAGGAUAAUGCUUUGUUUAAUGGGAGCUUUUUUCUAUCUAAUAUCGCCUCUAGAUUUUGUACCUGAAGCCUUGUUUGGAAUUCUGGGCUUUCUAGAUGACUUCUUUGUUAUCUUUUUGUUGCUUAUCUACAUCUCUAUUAUGUACCGAGAAGUGAUAACCCAAAGACUAGCUAGAUGAGAAAAAUUACUUUACUAGAAUAUCCGAGCUUAUAUAAAAAAUCCAAUAAAAGGAUCUAUGGCAGUAUCCAUCACCCAACUGUUAUUUUACAAGCUUAAAGCUUUUGGUUAUCAUUUGACAAAUGCCUAACAAUAUACAACUGGAAUUUUUACAUAAUACAGGUUCUAAUGUUAAGAUGAGAUUAUAGUGAUCUACAGCUUUAUCUCAAUUCUGUGUGUCUGUAAAAAAAUAUGGAACCAAUUGAAAAAGGA